Messenger RNA from Cicer arietinum (chickpea), 830 nucleotides. Its product is annotated as agamous-like MADS-box protein AGL29. The record is from RefSeq and is a predicted model, not a curated record. Gene Ontology annotation, biological process: regulation of transcription by RNA polymerase II. NCBI's taxonomy places the organism in Eukaryota, Viridiplantae, Streptophyta, Magnoliopsida, Fabales, Fabaceae. Gene Ontology annotation, molecular function: RNA polymerase II cis-regulatory region sequence-specific DNA binding; DNA-binding transcription factor activity, RNA polymerase II-specific; protein dimerization activity.
AGAAACAACCAACCUCAUUCCAAAUUGUAUAUAAAUAGGGGUAUAAGGGUAGAACAUAUGCACAGCCCCAAAAUUCUAAUUUCUCUAUUUUAGUAGUGUGAAGUGAGUGAGGGGAUCAUGGGUCGUCGCAAAAUUGACAUUGUGAAGGUGAAAGAUCCAAACACAAUGCAAGUCACAUUUUCGAAACGUAGAUCAGGCUUAUUCAAGAAAGCAAAUGAAUUAGCCAUUUUGUGUGGUGUUGAAGUUGCUAUUGUUGUAUUCUCUCCGGGUAAUAAGCCUUACUCUUUUGGGCACCCGAGUGUUGAUGCUAUUGCAAUCAAGUUUCUUCAAGAUGAGCCCAUACCAAAUGAUGUUAUUGGAAACUCUUCUUCUGAAUUUCCCAACAUAGAGAAUUUGAAUCAACAACUUAAUGAUGUGCUUGCCCAACUACAAGAGGCUCAAAAGGAAUCUAAAGUGCUUGAUGAGGUCCUCAAAGAAUACAAAGCAACUGAACUCUCUCAACUAAAAGAAUUAAAAAAUUCAUUUAUUGAGCUUCAAGAUAUGGUCAAAACACGUCUUUCUGAUAUAGAUAUAUCAGAAUGUAUGAUCCUUCUUGCACAGAAACCAGUGGUUGGAAUUAAUAAGAAAGUCACAAAAAGGAAAAGAAGAAAUUAAUGCUUUUAUUUAUAGCUUGCAAACUAUGUUUAUUUUGAAACCUUGUUGCUUCUAUCCCUUUUGGUAAUAGCGCGACACGGGAAAUAUUAUGAUGAGUGAUUUAUGAAUAAAAUCUUUGUUGUAUUGAGUUUUAAAAUUGCAGCAAAUAAAUAUUUAUAAACUUUUAUGAGUAGUAA